UUAAAUGGAAAAGGUCGAACAAUGAAUAAUAACACUUUACCCCAAAGGAAGACACGUGGACGUUUGGAAGUCGAAGAAGCGAAGAUCAUAAAAGUCAACAUGGAUGAAGAAGAGCAGAAUGUAGAGCAAUCAGGGGAUGAAAUGGAAACCAUAGAAAUGGACAAUGAGGGUGGUGACGCUGUUGAGUCUGGUGCUACUGAUACUGCUGAGGAGGUAUACUUACCCGGGAAGCCGCUGGAGGAGGGGGAGGAGCUUGUUCAUGAUAGCUCUGCAUACCACAUGUACCAUGCUGCUCAGACUGGUUCCCCGUGUCUCAGUUUUGACAUCCUCCGUGACUCCUUAGGGGACAACAGAAGCAGCUACCCCAUGACUGCCUACCUUGUGGCGGGGACACAGGCUGAGUCCAAGAAGCAGAACUUUGUCAUUCUGUUGAAGAUGUCUCAGUUGACUAGGACAGACAAGCAAACCGAAAGUGACAGUGAAGACGAGCUGGAAGAUGACGAGCCUGUCCUGGAAACAGUUAUGAUUCAACACAGCGGGGCAGUCAACAGAAUACGGGUUGCUCCUCUCACAGAGCACACUCUAAUAGCGUCUUGGUCAGAAAAAGGUGUGGUCAACAUAUGGAACGGUGACAAGCAUGUAAUCUUGUUGGAGCGACCCAGUGCUGGUGCUGCCAGUAAAGCUCUGACAGGUCACAAGGAGGCCCCUCUCUACACAUUCUCAGGACAUCAGAGUGAGGGUUUUGCCAUGGACUGGUCAGCAACGACUCCUGGUCGCUUGGCAACUGGUGAUUGCCAUAGCAACAUCCAUGUUUGGAAGCCAACAGACGAUGGCAGCUGGCACGUGGACCAACGGCCCUACUCUGCCCACACAAAAUCGGUGGAAGACAUCCAGUGGAGCCCUACUGAACCCAGUGUGUUUGCCUCGUGCUCUGUUGACGGGAGUGUGAGAAUAUGGGAUGUACGUGCCGCCCCCAGCAAAGCUUGCAUGAUUACUUGCCCCGCCCACAGUACUGAUGUCAAUGUAAUAUCGUGGAACAAAAAAGAACCCCUCCUGCUUUCUGGGGGAGACGAUGGGUUGGUCAAGGUCUGGGACCUCAGGCAAAUCAAAAAAGGUGAGGCAGCUGCCCUGUUCAAGCACCACACGGCUCCCGUGACCUCAGUGGAGUGGCACCCCUCUGACUCUACUGUGUUUGCCUCAGCUGGGGACGACAAUCAGGUGGUGCAGUGGGACCUGGCCGUGGAGAAAGAGGAGGGACCUGGUUCGUCGACAGUGGACGUCCCGCCACAGCUGUUGUUCAUCCACCAGGGUCAGCAGGAGAUUAAGGAACUACACUGGCAUCCUCAGUUGACUGGAGUACUGUUUACCACAGCUCUAAACAGCUUCAAUGUGUUCAAAACUAUCAGUGUUUGACGUGUACUAUUUCAAUCACAACUUUAUUAUAAAAAUACAAAUUACAUUUGUUAUUAUGUUUAUGUCUUAGCCAUCUAAUUGUUUUAAAACGAG
Molecule: messenger RNA, 1506 nt
Organism: Halichondria panicea
Lineage: Eukaryota; Metazoa; Porifera; Demospongiae; Suberitida; Halichondriidae
Product: glutamate-rich WD repeat-containing protein 1-like
Exons: 10
Coding region: 22-1413 (463 amino acids)
Biological process (GO): ribosome biogenesis
Cellular component (GO): nucleolus
Molecular function (GO): protein binding
Source: RefSeq, a predicted model, not a curated record